This is a messenger RNA of Oppia nitens, 880 nucleotides long. Its product is annotated as motile sperm domain-containing protein 2-like. Bases 1 to 864 code for a protein of 287 amino acids. NCBI's taxonomy places the organism in Eukaryota, Metazoa, Arthropoda, Arachnida, Sarcoptiformes, Oppiidae. The transcript has 2 exons. The record is from RefSeq and is a predicted model, not a curated record.
AUGAGUUCAAAAACAUUUGAAAUUCUCGAUACCUAUUCAAACAGUCUUGUGGUACCCAAAGAUCUUAUUGAAGACUUAAGACAGAAGAUUGUCGAAAGAUUUGCCGCAAAUCCUGAUCUAUACUAUACUAAAGAUAUUGAAAAACUUAAGACAAAUGACUGGUCGGUUAGACGUUUUCUUUACGAACAUAAGUCCAAACCGGAUGUCAGCAAAGCCCUGGAAUCGAUGGAUAAGGCAUUGAAAUGGCGAAAAUCUUUCGGUGUCCACGAAUUGAAAGAUAACGAGUUUACACGCGAAGGCUAUCUGAGUGCCGGUGCUUUCGUCUACGGAACCGAUCGUAACGGUUCGCCAAUACUUAUACUAAGAGGUAAAGUGUCCCGAAAAAUCAAGGUAUGGGUCAAAACGGCACAUCAAUUCUUAGUCUAUUUGUUUGAAUAUGUCGAUCAAAAUUUUGAAGGAAAAGGUCUAACACUGUUAAUAGACUGUAGAGAUAGUGGCAUCAAAAAUGCCGAUAUGGAUACAUUGAAAUUCAUACAUUCAGUACUAACCGACUACUAUCCGGGACUGGUAUCGUCAUCCAUGGUCUAUAAGAUGCCUAUUGUUUUGGAGGCCAUCUACAAGAUGUGCCGUUCGUGGCUUAGCGAUGAACAGACCAAAUAUAUCUAUAUUGUCGGCAAAAAGACUAUUCAACAGUACGUAGCGCCCGAACAACUGCCGGACAUACUAUUGGGUACUAAUGCUAAACCCUAUCGGGAUAUUCCCGAYGGAUCGCCAAGUGUUCAUGAAUUGGCCGAAAAAUUGGGUUUCAAAACAGAAAAAGCCGAUAAAUUGGUUAAACAUUUAGAAAAAUUUUAUGAUAAUUAAUGAUAUGUAGUAUUUA